Lethenteron reissneri (Far Eastern brook lamprey) is the source of this 1530-nucleotide messenger RNA. RefSeq names its product zinc finger protein 664-like. Gene Ontology annotation, cellular component: nucleus. Gene Ontology annotation, biological process: regulation of transcription by RNA polymerase II. Lineage: Eukaryota; Metazoa; Chordata; Hyperoartia; Petromyzontiformes; Petromyzontidae. The record is from RefSeq and is a predicted model, not a curated record. Gene Ontology annotation, molecular function: DNA-binding transcription factor activity, RNA polymerase II-specific.
CCUCGGCCUCAUUCUCAGAAGCCUCCGCUUCACGUCCGCGUCUCGACCCCGCGGAAAGGGAGGAGAGAAGGACGUCGCAAAGAGGCGGAGGAUCAAGAUGCGGAGCCUGCCGAUCUGCCGACUGCUCGGGACGCACUGAACGCCUUAAGAACUGUGAUGACGUGGCUCAAGGCACAGAAGGAUGUUGAGCCAGUGAAGCUUUCGCAGUUAGCGUCUCUUAAAGAAAUUAUCUUGCAGAAACAAUUGUCUGGGUCAGUCAUGAAGCACGAAGACGAAGGGAGUCUGGGCACUGAGAUACUGAAGAUUUUGGUGAAAUCGGAAGUAGAGGAAGACGUGUUCUCAAGCAAGCAAGACCUUGGGGAAAUGUCCUGCUCUGAGUUUCUGCAGGAAAUUACAAUGAAGACUGUACAGCAAGCUGUGGAUCUGAAGAUUGUUAAAGUUGAAGGAGCAAGUGAGACACCAGUGGAUGCAAGAGAGUCCCAUGUUUGCCUGGCCACUCCAGACCAGAACUUUAUCAAGACGGAGUUAUUGGAGGAUGGCAUUGGUGAAGACGAUGCAGACAAAGACACGGAAAUUCUGUGCGAGGAGUGCGGGCUGGGCAGAUGCUUCACAACUGAAGUGGACGAAGCAAAAUGCGGCGGCCAGGCUCCGCGAGCCUGUACGCAAUGCGGGAAGACACUUGAAGGCACCGCGUUGAGCAUGACAGGUGCCAGUGAUGGGAGGAAGCACAGGUGUGAGGAGUGUGGCAAGGGGUUUUCAUAUCACUGUGAAUUAAAGCGGCACGUGAGAACGCACACGGGAGAGAAGCCGCAUGUGUGUAAGGAGUGCGGGGUGGGCUUUUCACAGCAUUCUGAUUUAAAGAAGCACUCCAGAACACAUACCGGCGAAAGGCCAUACUUUUGUGAAGAGUGUGGGAAGAGCUUUUCACAGCAAUCCGAUUUAAAGACGCAUUCGAGAAUACACAGCGGUGAGAGGCCACACGAGUGCAAGGAUUGUGGGAAGAGAUUUUCACGACGUUACACUUUAGAGACACAUUGCAGAAUACACACUGGUGAAAAACCUUACGUGUGCAGUGUUUGUGGCAAGGGCUUUUCACAGCUGUCCGAUUUAAAGAAGCAUUCCAGAACACACACGGGCGAAAAGCCGCACGCGUGCCGGGAGUGCGGCAAGGAGUUUUCUCAGCAGUCCGAUUUAAAUAAGCACUCUAGAACGCACACGGGUGAGAAACCGCACGCGUGCGAUGUGUGUGGGAAGGGCUUUUCACAGCAAUCCGAUUUAAAUAAACAUUUUAGAAUACACACGGGUGAAAAGCCACACGUAUGCAAGGAGUGCGGGAAAGGGUUCUCACAGCAUUCAUAUUUAAAAAAGCAUCGUGCAAUACACACGGGCGAGGAGCUACCCAUGUGCACAGAUUAUGGCGAACAACUUUCACAGAGCGAUGUUUUAUAGAGCCUUUCUAGAGCACAAUGCACGUGUAAUGUUUGUAUUCAUUGUUGAUUUAAAUUGAAAUAAACUCACUGCUGGAUGUUU